This is a messenger RNA of Xenopus laevis (African clawed frog), 3333 nucleotides long. RefSeq names its product chromosome 6 open reading frame 62 L homeolog (gene c6h6orf62.L). The transcript has 5 exons. NCBI's taxonomy places the organism in Eukaryota, Metazoa, Chordata, Amphibia, Anura, Pipidae. Bases 1551 to 2240 code for a protein of 229 amino acids. The record is from RefSeq and is a predicted model, not a curated record.
AGUUCCACGUUCUAACUACACAAUGGACGAAACCAUUCGUCGGGGUAGCAAUUUUUAACUAACUACUAUAUAGUAAGCCGGCUCGUGCAUUCGUUUUAUUUGUAAUGGCCACAGAAAAAUAGCUAUGCUACCUACGUUCGCCAUAGAUAGUAACGGAUGGCAAUGUUUCCCGAAGCUCUUGCACUUUCUCGUCGUUGUCAAAUGGUUUUAUCCCGAGACUAUAAUAUAUACGGUGACGUAGCCGCCGCCAUCUUGUCUCUGUGUGCACGCCAGGUGGUUAUUUGCGGUGCUAGGCCUGUGCGGUCGCUACACCUGCCUCCUCCUUGGCAGUGUGCGCCGGUUAUCAAACGACCUGUCGACUUUAGCUGUGGUCAGGAUUGGACGUUUGCGCGCCACCGGGGCCUUCCGCCUGCUCUUGAUUAUCCGCUUCCUCAACGUUCUCUGUCAUCUCCUUUAUCCCGUCACAGCGCGGAACGAGUCUGGACUAUGGGUGGGUCGGGGUGUAUUAGGGUGCGCGGCACACUGAGCAGUGCAGGUUUGAUGCAGUGGGGUCCGUUGGGGUCCCUGGUCUUUUCUUGACAUGGAUCCCCCUGGAGCUCUCGCCUUCACGACCGCCAGCCUCCCCCUACAGAGACAACAACCCCGGUUCCCCAAUACCCACACAGCCAGUCUCUCAUAGUAGUACACCAGUGCAGCCGCCCCUUUAACUGAGUGUCUCCUCGUGCGAUUCCUCUCGAACACUUGCAUCAAAGUUCGGAAUGAUCACGUGUGACGACUUAAUCGCUCCAACUUUAUAAUGGGAUGUCGGACAUGCAAGUGUCUAGUGACAGGGUAACUGCCUAGUACAAGGCCUUUUUGGUCCAGUCUACUUCCCGUAGCGCGUACUCUUUUAGCUCCCUGGCAUCAUGGCGUCCCUCCCCAGGGGCUGUCAGCUGCACUCAAACAUGGUCCCAAUCUCUGGCCAAAUCCCAGGAACCGUGGGAAAACUCAACUUGUGCUGUGAACAAUUCCUCUCACCCUACCACACAGAUAAAUAGUAUAGAUUGUCACGAUAUACAAGCUGUAGACGGGCAGUUGGCCUAAAUCGAAUUGACACCAUUGGAGUUUAGAAUGCAGGCUUGAGGAUGGCUUAAGUUUUAGUCUGGAGUUUUCUUUUCUUUGGGCAGGGAGACUUGACAUGCCUGUGGAAGAUGGGUUUUAUGGUACAGGAUAGUGGCAGGGAAUAAAUUUAUAUUUUUGUUUCAAUUAUACCCUGGUGUUUUAACUUUUUUUUUAAAUGUUGGAAAAAUGCCUCUUUUAGUUCCAUCGAAAAACACCAACCUGUAUGUCACGACUGUACAGCCCUAUAUAUUUCCUGACCCUGAUAGUAAGGCUUAAACACGCACACUGCCUGAGUAGUGCUUUGGGUUUGCUCUGACCAGUUGGUUUAGUCACGUAAAUGGCUUGUUUUUGAUAAACUGGUGUCCUAGACGUGCAAAAAUAAAUACCUGCAAUUAGCAACAAGCUUUAUAAGCGUUUGCACCAGCUCUUACAAAAAAAAACAACAAAAUAUGGGGGACCCAAACUCUCGCAAGAAGCAGGCUCUUAACAGACUGCGCUCUCAGCUACGGAAGAAGAAAGAGUCUUUAGCUGACCAGUUUGAAUACAAGAUGUACGUCGCUUUUGUGUUCAAGGACAAGAAAAAGAAGUCGGCUUUAUUUGAGGUAGCUGACGUGAUUCCAGUUAUGACCAAUAACUAUGAAGAAAAUAUUCUGAAAGGUGUGCGGGAUUCCAGCUAUUCCCUGGAAAGUUCCCUUGAGCUUCUACAGAAGGAUAUAGUACAGCUUCAUGCACCUCGCUACCAGUCCAUGCGCAGGGAUGUCAUUGGAUGCACUCAAGAGAUGGACUUUAUUCUUUGGCCACGGAACGACAUAGAGAAGAUUGUCUGUCUUCUUUUUUCAAGAUGGAAGGGAUCGGAAGAACCCUACAGGCCAGUUCAGGCCAAGUUUGAAUUUCAUCAUGGAGAUUAUGAAAAACAUCUUCUGCACAUUCUGAGCCGAAAAGACAAGACUGGUAUUGUUGUAAACAAUCCUAGCCAGUCAGUGUUCCUAUUUAUUGAUAGACAACAUUUGCAGACUCCGAAAAGCAAAGCUACAAUCUUCAAGUUAUGCAGCAUCUGUCUGUACCUGCCACAGGAGCAGCUCACCCAUUGGGUAGUUGGCACUAUUGAGGAUCACCUCCGCCCUUACAUGCCAGAAUAAAGUUUUGACCAGUCAAACUGGGAAGAUCAGUUAUUAGCAGCAAUUUCUUUUCUUCUAAAUUACAGAAGAAUAUGGACUCAUGCUCAGAACACUUGUAUGUUGUGAAUCUUCAUGCUGGAUAUUUUUUCCUCAUUUUGCAUCAGAACUUUUUUUUUUUUUCUUUAAUUUCUUUUUUUUUUUUUUUUUUUUUUACUUGUGUGUGGACCUUGUGAAGAGAGGAUGUUCGAUACAUCUUGUUGUAGAUUCUUAAAAUGUGAAUUGAUGGGACUGUGACACACUGAAUCAAAUGUAUCUGAAACAACAAGGUAUUUUGUUUGGUGGUCUUCCCAUUUGCACUGGUCAUUCCCCUAACAUCACUUAGAUGACAGUAUUGAGGGUGAAAAAAAAAUGAAUGUAAGCUGUAUAAAUAGCUUCGCUGCUUCACUGUAUUAUGAAAGCACUAUCAAUCUCUUAAAGCAUACACUAUGUUGGCUUACAAUGAAGACUGGCUCAGAUAUAUCGAACAAGAAAUGGUUUAUUCAGCAUUUGCUUUCAUAUCUUAGUUUGCAGGGCAGUGAAAGAGAACUGGCACUUUGAUAUCUUCUCUCAGUUGCUGCAUAAUUGUUUCCCUACCUAUGGGGCACAAGCCUAGGAGUCUGCAGUAACUAAUAUAUAUUAAAACAAGUUCAAAUUCUUGGACAUCUCAAAAACCAUGUUUCUGAAGAUAGGAAUCGAAAUACAAACCUGCUGGCGAUUUGUGCAAAUAUGACUUUUUCCUAAAAUAAAGUAAUAUUUCUAUAGUUAAAAAAAAAAACCCACCCUUGGUGGUGGUUUCAAUAAAGUAAUGUUAGAACACUGUUACAAAUUGUAAAAGAAGUUUGAAGUGUGAAAUUUGGUUCAAAGAAUCAUUUUUUAUUUUGUGCAAUGAUAAGGUUGACUACUGUAUUGUUUUAAGAGAAGGCUUUUCUAAAAGGUUUCUGCGCCUUUUAUGGAUUAACUUGUAUAGGCCUAUUCCCUUUGGCUAAUACUAGUGCUUACCUGAUUUAAAAUUGUAUCUAGCUUUUGUUUGAAAUUGGAUUACAUUGGAAAUUAAAAUAAAUGAGUUGAAAUCUGA